Molecule: messenger RNA, 1098 nt
Organism: Plasmodium gonderi
Lineage: Eukaryota; Apicomplexa; Aconoidasida; Haemosporida; Plasmodiidae
Product: variable surface protein
Exons: 3
Coding region: 1-1098 (365 amino acids)
Source: RefSeq, a predicted model, not a curated record
AUGGUUGAAUUAAUGACUAAGAAAAACGAUUUCGAUUUAACUGAUAUAUUUCCCAGUUGUAGAAAUGAUUUUGAUAAUUCAUGGAGCAAACGAUCAGUAGGAAAUUUAUAUAAUGAGUAUUCGAAGGUGUGCGUUGAUUAUAAAAAUAAUAUAGCUGCUCGCCAUGUUGGUGGCCAAGAUUUUCAGACUGAUUGUAUAGCACUAGGUUUAUAUUUAAAUUAUAUAAAUGAUAAGAAUAAUUCAGGUAAAGAAUUUUACUUAGAAACAUCUUGUAAAUAUUUCUUUUACAAGUUAAAACACUUGGUAAACAAACAUAAUGGUAACUGUAAUAAUACAGUAGAAUGUUACAAGAAGUUUUUUAAAAAGAAUGAAAAUGAACAUGUACAGAGAAUAUCAGUGCCUCAAGUUUGCCUCAAAUAUGCCAAUGAUUAUGAUAUUCAUGGAGAUACAUUAAAAAUAAUGGAAUAUCUGGAUGAAAUAUAUAAAUGGAUUAAUCGUUUUAAUAAUAAUAAGUGGGAAAGGACCACUGUAAAUGUACAAAAAUUUACACCUUGGAUAGAAAAAUUAGAAAAUCAUCUUAACAAAUACAAAGGCCAACUUAACGCAGAACUCGAAAAAAUUAUUCAAAUAUGUGAAAGCUAUAGAAAAAUUUGGAGGAAUGAUAAAGUACUUGCAGUUCAUGCCUUAUAUUACUUAUCUGAAAAAUGGAUAAAUGAAAGAAGAAUGAAAAUCAAUGGGACUGAUACAGAAAGCAAUGGAAGCAAUGCACUAUAUGCUCCAGCUUUAAUAAGGCCUGGGACAAAUGGAGAAACAAAGGAUACCAAAGAAUCAAUAUCUCAAGCUUUAAUAAGCACUGCAGUAAAUGGCGAAACAGACACAGGAAUAAGUGUUGGAAUGAUUUUUAUAAGUUUUUCGAUAUUAAUAAUUAUGUUUAUUUUGUAUAAAUAUACCCCUUAUUUUUCAUUUUUAAAACCAGAGGUACGGAAUUUAAGAAGAAAGUUGAAUAAAAAUAACAAAAAUAAUCUGGAUUUUGUGUAUUCAUUUGAUGUUGAAUACAAAUGUUUAACUGAUAAUAGGUAUAAAAUAGCAUAUUGUUAA